This is a messenger RNA of Jatropha curcas, 3427 nucleotides long. RefSeq names its product presequence protease 2, chloroplastic/mitochondrial. Lineage: Eukaryota; Viridiplantae; Streptophyta; Magnoliopsida; Malpighiales; Euphorbiaceae. Gene Ontology annotation, molecular function: metal ion binding; metalloendopeptidase activity. Gene Ontology annotation, cellular component: chloroplast; mitochondrion. The record is from RefSeq and is a predicted model, not a curated record. Gene Ontology annotation, biological process: protein processing.
GCCAAUUCCCAAUUAAGAGACAAAACACGCCCAAUACCCAACCCAGAAGUCCUCUACAACUCCUCCUCUCUCUCUGUCUCUCUCUCUGCUAGCUUUGGUGAGGGUUAUCUAACCCUAUCUAUUAUGGAGGGAAAAGCUCUCCUUCGCUCGCUUUCUUGUUCCUCUCUUGCUUGCAACAGAUUCUUUUUCUCUAAAAGACUCCCUCGCUCUUUACCUACCUUCUCCUCCUCCUCCUCCUCCUCCUCCGGUUCUCGCAUUCUUUACCGUUCAACUUCUAGUUUCACCAGACGCUCCGCACUCCGACACCACUGGAAGCUAUUCGCUCUCGCCGCCAACGCUUCUUCUAGUUCUUAUCGCUUUAAUAAACACUUCUCCUCUCUUUCCACCGCAGCUAUCGGCACCCAUCCUGCUCAGUCCUCUCCAUAUGUUGGUAGUGUGCCGAAUGAGGUUGCUGAGAAGCUUGGCUUUGAGAAAGUAUCGGAAGAGUUCAUUGGAGAGUGUAAAUCAAAGGCUGUGUUGUUUAAACAUAAGAAAACUGGUGCUGAAGUCAUGUCGGUUUCGAAUGAUGAUGAGAAUAAAGUUUUUGGCAUUGUUUUUCGUACUCCUCCCAAGGAUUCAACCGGGAUUCCACACAUAUUGGAACACAGUGUAUUAUGUGGAUCAAGAAAGUAUCCUUUGAAGGAACCGUUUGUUGAGUUGUUGAAAGGGAGCUUGCAUACUUUUCUGAACGCAUUCACAUAUCCUGACAGGACAUGCUACCCCGUUGCUUCCACAAACACUAAAGAUUUCUACAACUUGGUUGAUGUAUACCUGGAUGCUGUCUUCUUCCCCAAGUGUGUAGAGGACUACCAGACCUUUCAACAGGAGGGUUGGCAUUUUGAGCUCAAUAAUCCUUCAGAAGAAAUAACUUAUAAAGGUGUUGUUUUGAAUGAGAUGAAGGGUGUCUACUCCCAGCCUGAUAAUAUAUUAGGGCGUACUUCUCAGCAGGCGCUCUUUCCAGACAAUACUUAUGGUGUUGAUAGUGGAGGUGAUCCAAAAGUUAUCCCUAAAUUGACGUUUGAGCAAUUUCAGGAAUUUCAUCGUAAAUAUUACCACCCCAGCAAUGCCAGAAUAUGGUUUUAUGGAGAUGAUGAUCCAGUUGAGCGUUUAUGCAUCUUGAGUGAGUAUCUAGAUAUGUUCGAUGCAAGUUCAGCACCAAAUGAGUCUAAGGUUGAGCCUCAAAAACUUUUCUCAGAACCAGUCAGAAUUGUCGAGAAAUAUCCUGCUGGUGAAGGGGGUGAUUUAAAAAAGAAGCAUAUGGUAUGCCUUAACUGGCUGCUUUCUGAUAAGCCCUUAGACUUAGAAACUGAGCUUGCUCUUGGGUUUCUAGAUCAUCUAAUGUUGGGAACGCCUGCUUCUCCCUUGAGGAAAAUCCUGCUGGAAAGUGGUCUGGGGGAUGCCAUUGUUGGUGGAGGGGUUGAAGAUGAGCUGCUUCAGCCUCAAUUUAGUAUUGGAUUGAAGGGUGUUUCUGAAGAGGACAUUCAAAAGGUAGAAGAAUUAAUCACAAGUACACUUAAGAAAUUAGCUGAGGAAGGAUUUGAGACAGAUGCUGUGGAGGCUUCCAUGAAUACAAUUGAAUUUUCUCUCAGGGAAAACAACACUGGUUCAUUUCCUCGUGGUUUGUCACUGAUGCUUCGGUCCAUGGGUAAAUGGAUAUAUGAUAAAGAUCCCUUUGAGCCUUUGAAAUAUGAGAAACCUUUGAUGGACCUGAAAGCUAGAAUAGCUGAACAAGGUUCUAAAGCUGUUUUUUCUCCUUUAAUUGAGAAAUACAUCUUGAACAAUCCUCAUCGUGUGACUGUGGAAAUGCGGCCUGAUCCAGAAAAAGCUUCUCUUGAUGAAGCUUCUGAGAAAGAGAUCUUGGAGAAAUUGAAAGCUAGUAUGACAGAAGAAGAUCUCGCAGAGCUUGCACGUGCAACACAGGAACUCAGAUUGAAGCAAGAAACUCCUGACCCUCCAGAAGCUUUAAAAACUGUUCCAUGUCUCUCCCUUCAUGACAUUCCAAAAGAACCUACCCGCAUUCCGACAGAGAUUGGAGAUAUCCAUGGCGUGAAAGUCUUGCAGCAUGACCUCUUCACUAAUGAUGUCCUUUAUGCUGAAGUUGUCUUUAAUAUGAGAUCACUGAAGCAGGAACUUCUUCCUUUGGUGCCUCUUUUCUGUCAGUCACUGCUUGAGAUGGGUACAAAAGAUUUGACCUUUGUGCAACUUAAUCAGUUGAUUGGGAGGAAAACUGGUGGAAUCUCAGUUUAUCCAUUUACAUCAUCUAUUCGGGGCCAGGAGCAACCAUGUAGCCAUAUGAUUGUUCGUGGGAAAGCUAUGGCAGGGCGUGCUGAUGAUUUAUUUAACCUGGUUAAUUGUGUACUUCAAGAAGUACAGUUUACAGACCAGCAGCGUUUUAGGCAGUUUGUUUCCCAAAGCAAAGCAAGAAUGGAGAACCGAUUAAGAGGCAGUGGCCAUGGAAUUGCAGCCGCCAGGAUGGAUGCGAAGUUAAAUGUUGCAGGUUGGAUUUCUGAACAAAUGGGUGGCCUCAGUUACCUAGAAUUUCUACAAGGCUUGGAGGAGAAAAUUGAUCAAGACUGGCCUGGAGUUUCUGCAUCUCUUGAGGAAAUUCGUGUGUCAUUGUUAUCGAGGAAUGGCUGCUUGGUAAACUUGACUUCUGAUGGGAAAAAUCUCUCGAACUCAGAAAAGUAUGUCGGCAAGUUUCUUGAUUUGCUUCCUAGCAACUCUGUCCCUGAAACAGCUGUUUGGAAUGCUCGACUGUCACCUGGAAAUGAAGCUAUUGUGAUACCUACACAGGUUAACUAUGUUGGCAAAGCUGCUAACAUUUAUGACACUGGUUAUGAGCUUAAUGGGAGUUCUUAUGUUAUUUCAAAAUACAUUAGCAAUACAUGGUUAUGGGAUCGAGUGCGUGUCAGCGGUGGUGCAUAUGGAGGAUUUUGUGACUUUGAUACUCACUCAGGAGUCUUUUCCUUCUUAUCCUAUCGAGACCCCAACUUGCUGAAGACAGUUGGUGUGUAUGAUGGAACUGGUGAUUUUCUACGUGAGUUAGAAAUGGAUGAUGACACCCUUACUAAAGCAAUUAUUGGGACCAUCGGAGAUGUGGAUGCAUACCAGCUGCCAGAUGCCAAAGGUUAUAGUAGUUUGUUGCGUUAUUUAUUGGGUAUCACAGAAGAAGAAAGACAAAAGAGAAGGGAAGAGAUAUUAUCAACCAGAUUGAAGGACUUCAAGGAUUUUGCUGAGGCAAUCGAUGCUGUUAAGAAUAAAGGGGUUCUGGUGGCUGUAGCAUCUCCAGAUGAUGUCGAGGCGGCAAACAAAGAAUGCUCUAAUUGUUUUCAAGUGAAGAAAGCCCUUUAAAACCCUCAAAGACUGCAGUUUGUACAGGCAAUUGUUU